Messenger RNA from Filobasidium floriforme, 1329 nucleotides. RefSeq names its product xylanase. NCBI's taxonomy places the organism in Eukaryota, Fungi, Basidiomycota, Tremellomycetes, Filobasidiales, Filobasidiaceae. The coding region runs from base 98 to 1207 and encodes 369 amino acids. The transcript is spliced from 9 exons. Gene Ontology annotation, molecular function: hydrolase activity, hydrolyzing O-glycosyl compounds. The record is from RefSeq and is a predicted model, not a curated record. Gene Ontology annotation, biological process: carbohydrate metabolic process.
UAUAUAGCGGGUGAGCAAACCGAGUUCUUGAGACGAAACCUGGGGACGACGAAACAUCACCACAAACCGCAGCUAAAUUCGGACACACUUUGCAAACAUGUUGACCACCACCGUUCUGAUCGCCAUCCUCCCCCUUCUCGCCUCGGCUUCUCCUCUUACAUCCCGUAACAACAACGGCAAGAACCAGAAGACCGGGCUGAACGGUCUCGCCGCCCGUACCGGCCGUUACUUUGGAACCGCCACUAACUCGUUCAACGUACAAGGUCUUACCCCGGUCGGACCUUACAAUAACGUUCUGGACUAUGAGUUUGGGGGAGCGUUGACUCCGGAGAACGAGGGGAAAUGGGAGGUCAUUCAACCUCAGGAGAAUGUGUUCAACUUUACCGGAGUCGACAUUAUCGUUGAAGAUGCCAAACGCAUCGGAGCUCUGGUUAGGGGUCACAACUUCGUCUGGCACCAACAGACUCCUGCUUAUGUUACCAACAUCACCGACCCGGAAGUCCUCAAACAGACUCUGAGAACCCACGUCGAGGCGGUAGCUGGCAGGUACAAGGAUGACUGGGCGUAUCUCGAUGUCAUCAACGAGCCCUUGUUCGAGAACGGAACUUUCAGGGAUAGUGUUUGGUAUAACUUGCUGGGAGAGGACUACCUGGAGUUUGCCCUCCGUACGGUCCAUGAGGUAGCACCCAACAUCAAGCUUGGAAUCAAUGACUACAAUAUCGAGUCUGUGAACGAAAAGUCGAUGGCAUACGCCAGAAUCGCCAAGAACCUGCUGGACAAGGGAGCACCAUUGCACUUUAUCGGCUUCGAAUCUCACUUCGUCGGUGGUCAGAGCCCUCAGGACAUCGCCGCGUCGAUGAAGCAAUUCACCGAUCUUGGCUUGGAGGUCCCCUUGACCGAAUUGGACGUGAGGGUUUCAGUCGGCCCUGAAGAUGUGGCAAACGCAACCGGGUUGGCCGUCCAGGCAAGCGACUAUGGAAGCUCUGUUCAAGCUUGCGUUGACAACCCGCUCUGUCCCGGAGUGACGGUCUGGCAAUUCUACGACCCGAUCUCCUGGAUCCCUGGAGUCUUUCCCGGUGAGGGUGCAGCUCUCCCGUACGAUGCAGCCUACAAGCCCAAGCCGGCUUAUGGCGCUAUCGAAGGGGUUCUCAAGGGUGCGAAGAAGAGCGCUCAAUACAAGGGGAACAAGGGGAACUCGGGAAAGUAGGCAGAGUGGGGUAGAUAUGAUGCUGAUUGGGGUCUCACGAUGGUCAGAACGGAAUGACGUAGCGGCACAUAGUUCAGAAGUCCAGAAUUCUAGUAAUAAGAUGUAUACAUAAUCAAUAUGCG